Molecule: messenger RNA, 4594 nt
Organism: Orbicella faveolata
Lineage: Eukaryota; Metazoa; Cnidaria; Anthozoa; Scleractinia; Merulinidae
Product: protein transport protein Sec24A-like
Biological process (GO): COPII-coated vesicle cargo loading; endoplasmic reticulum to Golgi vesicle-mediated transport; intracellular protein transport
Cellular component (GO): endoplasmic reticulum exit site; COPII vesicle coat
Molecular function (GO): SNARE binding; zinc ion binding
Source: RefSeq, a predicted model, not a curated record
UACUCAACACAUCUGCAUUUCGUGGCUGCAAGCCGGAGGACUUUUGACGAAAUUCAGAAAAAAUUAGGUUCACUCACGCUUUUCAAAAACGAUUGGCGAAAGCUCAGUGAACCCCACUUACCAACGACACAGUUGUCAGGUUUAAAUGUAUUUUAGGUGAUGUCUGGGGGAAGGUUACCGCCGAGUAGUAAUGCUUUCUCGGUUGGUCAACAGCAACCAUACAUCAAUCACGACGGUGUGAAUCAUUUUCAAUCUCCGCAAAACUAUGGAGCAUUUGUGCAGCCAGAGAAGAAAGGAGUAGGUCAGGAAAGCCAAUACACACCUGUAAUUAACAGUCAGGCUCAGAGUGUUCCACAAGAAAUGAAUCCGGCCUUGAGAGGUUCCCAAGGACAAUAUCAAGGACAAUGGCCUCCAUCUCUGCUGCCUGGCCAAGGUCAAUACAGAGGCAACCCUCCAGUAGUUAAUAAUGCAGCGAGUGUAUCAUCACAAGCUAUGAAUAAUUCUCUUGGACCUUCACCAACGUCAACACCACCAAGGAGAAGUCCAGUCAAUCCUGGGCAAGCUGGCAUUUCACCUCCCAACAGUCAACCUCCCACUUCAAAUGCUAUUGUCAAUGGUCCUGUUACAGGUGCAAGACCUCCUAUAGGAGUGGUCCCUGCACAUCCUAGAAUGGGACAAUCUGCACCAAAUCUGAAUGCACCAACAGAAGGACAGUCCGCUCCAUUGUCAUCAGGAGCGUCACUGGCAAAUGGACCUUCAUCGCAGUUGAGUGCUCAGCAGCAAGCGCUAAGUAGUAAUAUACAUCCUGGAGCAUCGCAUACUAGCUCUGCAUUUACACCAGUGACCUCCUCUCCUCAUGCAAGCCAACACUCUCCCUCUGCACCUCCUCUUCCAGGACAAUCUCAGCUUGGAUUUUCUGCCCAAGGGCAGUCUAACGUUCAGGGUCAGAUGCCCCACUUUGGGCAGGAGACAAAUUACUCAGGACAAACUCAAGGUCUGUCUCCAACUGCAGUGCCACCAGUAUCUCAACCAUUAUCAGCACUGCAUUCUAGCAAACCUAAAAGACCUGCCAUGCCUAUGAACACAGGGCCUGGUUAUCCAGGGCAGCGAGGGAGCCCAUCUCCUGGGUCAACACCCCCUCCACCGACAGCUUUACCAGGAUCAACAAUGGCUCAGAGAAUGACACCACCUCCUCCUACAAAUCUGCCAGGUGCAACAAUGCCUCAGGGGUCAACACAGCCUCCAUCAUCAAAUUCCCCAGGAUCAAGUAUGCCUCAAGGCAUGUUCAACCAUCCACCCACAGGAUAUUCCCCAAUGGGGCAAGAUUCUCAAGCUGGAAGGCCUAUUUCAGGAAGAAGAAGACUGUACCCUACUCAGACAGCACCACCUGCCAUGCCUGGCCCAGCUGGAAUGAUGAAUGUUGCUGGCCAAGUAAACCAAGGGUAUCCAGCUGGACAGAUGCCUUCUAUGGGUCAACAGCCAACUGUUAGUGGUGUUCCAUCACAGUUUCCAUCAUCUGGCUUGGAGGGUCCAAUGGGAAGACUUGCAGUUCAGCAAUCUGCCUGUCAGCCCAUCAAUCUUCUGGAACAAAGACACAUUCUUCCGACAACUCCUCUUGAACAGCCAACACCUAACUUGCCGCAGGAUCUUCGCAAAAAGAGCUGUGAUUCAAGUGUGUUGUGUUGUACCCUGAAUGCUGUCCCUGAAACUAAGAGUCUGCUGACAAAAUCAAAACUUCCACUAGGAAUUCACCUUCAUCCUUUUAAAGAUUUACAGAAUCUUCCAGUUAUUCACUCUUCAGUCAUUACAAGAUGCCGUUCCUGCAGAACAUAUAUCAAUCCCUUUGUCACCUUCACCGACUCAAGAAGAUGGCGAUGUCCAAUGUGUUUCAGAGUAAAUGAAGUUCCAGAAGAAUUCUGUUUUGAUCCUGUAACAAGACAGUAUGGUGAUCCAGCAAAAAGACCAGAAGUUAGGAAUGCAACAGUGGAAUUUAUAGCACCUUCAGAGUAUAUGUUAAGGCCUCCUCAACCAGCAAUCUUCUUGUUUGUUUUGGAUGUUUCUUUUAAUGCAGUAGAAACUGGUUACCUUCAUUUGGUGUGUAAAUUACUGAAGGAAAACUUAGAGAAAAUGCCAGGAGACUUAAGGACAUUAAUUGGGUUUAUAACAUUUGAUAGUACAGUGCACUUUUACAGUUUAAAAUCAAAGCUCAGUCAACCUCAGAUGAAUAUUGUUUCAGAUUUAGAAGAUAUUUUUCUUCCAUCUCCUGAUGACUUGCUUGUAAAUUUGAACGAAAGUAAAGAGCUUGUAAUUCAACUACUGGACUCUUUGCCGACCAUGUUCAACAACAGUCAUAAUGUAUACAGUGCCACAGGAGCAGCUCUGCAAGCAGCCCUUAAAUUAAUUGGUCACAUAGGUGGUCGUGUGACACUUUUCCAGACAGCGCUGCCUAAUAUUGGUCCAGGAGAGCUAAAAAAGAGAGAGGAUGGACAAAAGUCAUCUCCAAAGGAUGUCCAGAACUUAACACCAGCUACAGAUUUCUACAAAAAGUUUGCACUGGACUGUGCAGCUGAACAAGUUGCUGUUGAUUUGUUUUUACUGUCAGGACAGUAUUCUGAUAUUGCAACUCUGAUGUGUGCCUCAAAGUACUCUGGUGGAUCUGUAAUGUAUUACCCAGACUUUCACGUCUCACGGAAUGCUGCAGCAGCAGAGAAAUUUGAAAAUGAAUUUGUGCGCUAUCUUACAAGAAAGAUCGGAUUUGAAGCUGUUAUGAGAGUCCGCUGUACAAAAGGGCUUUCAAUCCACACUUUUCAUGGGAAUUUCUUUGUACGCUCUACGGACCUAGUUUCUUUGCCCAAUGUCGGUCCUGACAGUGGAUUCAGUAUGCAGAUUGAUAUUGAAGACUCGCUGACAGACUCCAACCUGGCUGUGUUUCAGUCUGCUCUUCUCUAUACAAGCACCAAAGGGGAGCGGCGUAUUCGAGUGCACACACUUGCUCUUCCAAUCACAAACAAGCUGGCUGAUUUAUAUGCUACAGCUGAUGUACAGGCCAUUACAACACUACUAACCAAGAUGGCUGUUGACAGAACGCUGACGUCUUCUUUAGGAGAUGCCCGAGAAGCUCUGAUGAACGCGUGUAUUGAUACACUGAGUGUUUACCGUACAUCGGUGGCAAAUCAACCUCAGAGCAGCGGACUUAUUGCUCCUCAUUCCCUAAGAUUACUACCGCUCUUCAUUCUUGCCAUCAUGAAGCAUAUGGCGUUUCGUCUCGGCUCAAGCACGCGCUUGGACGAGCGAUGUUUUGCGAUGCAGCAGUUUAAAGUUAUGCCUCUUGGUCUGGCUAUGCUGUCCAUAUACCCAAAGAUGUACCCGAUACACGAGCUCUCGGAUGAGGGUGCUCUCCACACCAAAGCAGGCCCGGUUCCAAAUCCUCCAAUUUACCACCUAUCGGGUGAGAAACUGAGCAGGAAAGGAAUAUACCUCAUGGAUACCGGUCACGCUUUCUAUAUUUGGGUUGGACGUGACGCACCCAUCGAUGUUAUUCAAGCGUAUUUCAACGUGCCUAACUUUGGCAGUAUUCCCGAAAACUUGGGAUCGCUUCCAGUGUUGGAAAAUCCACAUUCAGAGAGAGUGAGGACGUUUGUGGAUUACUUACAGUCACAGAGAACGUGCCAUGCUAACAUUUAUGUUCUAAAGGAAGACAGUCGCAUGAGGAUGUUGUUUCUUCAAAACCUUGUGGAUGAUCGCUCAGAAUCGGUCAUGUCCUACUACGAGUUUCUCGUCCACCUUCAAAAGCAGAUUUCCAAGUGAGCUUCUUAUUUGAUGACCGUGAUACGGUAGAUUAUUCAGACAAUGCGGAAAAUGAUACAUGGGAUAAUAUCGCACGAGCUAAAGAUCCUGCGCGUCAUGGAAGAUUCCAAGACGGUCUUUUUAAAGAAAUGUUCAGCUUGGAGACUGAAAUCACAAGCGAAUCCUACCAUGAAAGAAUUAGUGGCAGAGAUUUUAAUCAUAAAUGGCACAACAAAAGAGUUAAAGGGAGGAACAGGGAACGUAAACGGCGUUAUGUGAAUCAUAUCCAUGGGGGACCCCGGGCCGUCUAUCGCCCGCUUCCCCCGCCAUUGAUCUCUUUCCCCGGGUUCCCAGGGAUAAAAGACUACUGCAGGCAGAAGACAGGAUGAAGAAAGAGGCAAAAUAAAACUUAUAACAAGAAAAUUAGGAAAGCGUGCUGGACCUUUUGUAUUUCAUAAUUAAAACAAGUCGAAAGAUGCCCUGCAAUUGUUACAAAGACGCAAGGUUGGACACUGAUUUCGUUUUACAUGUGGUACAGUUUGUUAGGUCGCUGUUGCAUGUGUAUGGAACGUUACAGUGUCCAGUUUGGUUAUAGCGACCGGCUAGGUUAUUUUUCAUUUUCGGCGAAGAUUAUAUUUAGAACAAUACAUUUUUUUAUUAUAUUUUGGAGAAGCGCUAUUGAAUGAUUGUUUAUAAAAAUUUUCAUUUGAUAGGAUUUAAUAGGGCAAUAUGUUUUGCACAAGGUUUUUGGGUGUUACUCACACAAUUUCCUCCCUGAAUAAAGUACUCCUAACUUAAUUAAUUUGAA